Messenger RNA from Pimephales promelas (fathead minnow), 3674 nucleotides. RefSeq names its product LIM domain kinase 2 (gene limk2). Gene Ontology annotation, molecular function: protein binding; protein serine/threonine kinase activity; ATP binding. NCBI's taxonomy places the organism in Eukaryota, Metazoa, Chordata, Actinopteri, Cypriniformes, Leuciscidae. Gene Ontology annotation, cellular component: nucleus; cytoplasm. The record is from RefSeq and is a predicted model, not a curated record. Gene Ontology annotation, biological process: protein phosphorylation; actin cytoskeleton organization.
UUUGAUCCUUUCCGGUCUCCGUACAUUUCUAUGUUAUGACGUCAUCUGGUCAGACGAGCGAGAGAAAGAGAGAGAAGCUUUGAACUUGCUAGGAAGCUUUAUGAAACAUUGUUUCUUCCUCAAGUUUCUGCUGGAUUUUCUCUCUGGGUCUUACACAUGGAUCAGAAAAGGAGCAUCGCUGAUAUGCGGCGUGUGAACUUCAGACUUUUCUGGACCAGCAUGUGAGCUUGAACAAAUAUCAUUAAAUCAGAACAGGGAGGUCAUGGACGAACGAGAAGAUGUGACGGAGUGCGCAUGCACGGGCUGUGGCGGGACGAUUCAGGACGGGUUUCAUGUGAAGGUUCUUCAAGAUGCCUGGCACAACUCAUGCUUUCAGUGUUCUGUGUGCUUUGAUCUCCUGACAAACUGGUACUUUGAGAAAGAAGGGAGGCUGUACUGUCACAAACACUACUGCGAGAAGUUUGGGGAGUUGUGCCAUGGCUGCUCGCUGCUUAUGACGGGACCUGCUAUGGUGGCAGGAGACUAUAAAUAUCACCCUGAAUGCUUCGUGUGUUUGAGCUGUAGGGUGGUGAUUGAGGAUCAGGAUACCUAUGCCUUAGUGGAACGUACCAAACUUUACUGUGGUAAAUGCUACAAGCAGGAGGUCCUGACACCAAUGUUGGAAAAGCGCGGUUUGGCCGACUCUCCAACAGACCUGCUCCCUCACACAGUAACUUUGGUAUCCAUGCCUUCUGCCACCAAUGGAAAAAGGGGCUUCUCUGUCAGCGUUAUUAGAGACUGCACCAGUGCCACUGCCAGUGUCCAGGUCAAAGAGGUCAGAGGGAUGCAUAUUAGUCCAGAGGUUCGCAACGCCAUCCAUGUUGGGGACCGAAUCCUGGAGAUCAAUGGGCUCCCGGUGACGGCUUUGAUGGAGGAGGAGGUGGAGGACCUCAUUCAUAGGACCAGUCAGACACUGCAGCUGUUGAUGGAAUAUGAUCCAGUCAGACAGCGUCUGGAAAAACUUCGCCUGGGCUCUUCCCACAAUCAGCUGGGUGUCCCCGCGGCCUCCCGCAUGCGUCUGUCCUCAAAUGCUGAGACUGAGCGGAGUGACACAGUGGACAAUAGGACGUUAAAGAGGAGGACCCUCAGACGUAGCAACAGCACCUGCAAGUCUCCAGUCUCUCCAUCUCCUAAGGACCCUCCAGUUCUGACUCGAGAUAUCGGGCGCUCUGAAUCCCUCCGCUCUCCUUCUAGCUGGUCCCACCGUAUCUUCCGUCCCUGUGACCUCAUCCAUGGAGAAAUCCUUGGAAAAGGCUUCUUUGGACAGGCCAUCAAGGUGACCCAUAAAGCCACAGGUGAGGUUAUGGUCAUGAAGGAGCUGAUCCGCUGUGAUGAAGAGACACAGAAAACGUUCCUCAAGGAGGUAAAAGUGAUGAGAAGUCUUGAUCACCCUCACGUUUUGAAGUUCAUUGGGGUUUUGUACAAGGACAAGCGGCUUAAUCUGAUAACGGAAUUCAUUGAGGGAGGCACCCUGAAGGAUUUUAUCCGUGACAAGGACUCAUUCCCAUGGGAACAGAGAGUUAGUUUUGCAAAGAGCAUUGCAUCUGGAAUGGCAUAUCUGCAUUCAAUGAGCAUCAUACAUCGAGACCUAAACUCUCACAACUGCCUGGUCAAACUGGACAACACGGUUGUGGUGGCAGAUUUCGGUCUGUCUCGUCUAAUCAUGGAUGACAAGGUCAAGCAGCCACCCCCCGACAAACCGACCAAUAAGAAAAGGCUGUUUAGACGCAUUGACCGUAAGAAACGCUACACUGUGGUGGGGAACCCUUACUGGAUGGCCCCAGAAAUGCUCAAUGGUAAACGCUAUGAUGAGAAGGUGGAUAUUUUCUCCUUUGGCAUUGUGCUUUGUGAGAUUAUUGGUCAGGUUUAUGCAGAUCCCGAGUGUCUUCCGAGAACGCUGGAUUUUGGGCUCAAUGUGCGAAAAUUCAUCGAGAAAUUUCUACCUGAGCACUGUCCUCCUGCUUUCUUUGCAUUGGCUGUGGCUUGUUGUGACCUUGCCCCUGACAACCGGCCUGCUUUUCAGAAGUUGGAGGACUGCUUUGAGGCAUUGACUCUCAAUCAAGAGUUGAAUAUCCCUCUGCCUGCUGAACUGGAUGAACUUCAACAGGAGUUUUUAAGGACUUAUGGACCCAAUGAUAUUGCCUCUGAAAACCAGGAAAACAACAGGAACUAAUCACAUGGCAGGAAAGGCUGAGAUAUGGGCUGGAUAUAUAUAUAUAUAUAUAUAUAUAUAUAUAUUUUUUUUACUUUUUUUACAGAGUUUACAGAACUGAAUUGGAGCAUUUACCUUGGGUUUGCAUUCUGGGUACAUGCUCAAGUGUUCUUUGGAGAGAUCCGUCACGACAUGCAGAACUUUGAGGGCAUUCUAGAACUGCAAAGGGUUCCAAGCAGAGUUCUGUUGAGGGAACAGAAACAUUUCAGUGACCAUGAGCUUCUUUUUGCUUCUGUCUAAUUUGGAUGGCUUAGGCCUAGUUAUGAUUUAACCAUGUAGCUCAAACCUUUAAGCCUACCACUAGUUUAUCAUAGAUCUCCCUGAUGAAGUUUUCCAUUAAUGUCAGAUUAAUGAAAAAUCAUAGAAGUAGCAUCCAUUACAUUGACUUUUUUUUGUUAAUCACCAUAAUUAUAAAAGUGUGGUUGGGUGAAUCUCAUGAAGCCUGUUAAGAACAUGUCUGGGUCAUAUUUCAGCCCACAUUAAAAAAGGUAUUUAUCCCUUUCUUUUUAAGUUUUAGACCACUUCUAAAUGAAUGCACAAUACAGAAAUGUGGAGAAAAUGUACUUAAUUGUCAUGGAAAUGUCACAGUAAGAGUGUUACAAAUAAGGUAAAAUGUGACAUCAACAUAUUUUUAAAUUAUAAAAAAUAUGGAAAGUUCUAUUGACUCAUUGAAACUACCUGAACUCUAGGAAUGUGUGUAACUCAAGCAUUGUUGGAGCACACCACCUCCUGCAGGUUGUUGUGCUUAUGUACACUCAAUCCCUUGGUUGUUUCUGUACCACUAGCACUUGAGGUCCUGACCUCUAACUCAAAAAAGACAGUGAUAAACAUUUCUGAGUUCUGAUUUGUGUGGUUUCUUGGAAAUGCUUCUUAUAUUGUAGUUAAUUCCUGGUACAUCAGCUAUUUGGAAACUGGAGUUGUCUAUUCCGCUGUCAUGGACUCACCUUGUAAAUAUAUCAUGACAGGGCAAGAACUUUUUUUCUCUCUGUAUCUAAACCUGACCUGGAGUUGUAUUCUCCAAGUGAAAUGAUAAGUGAGAUCGUAAUGCUGGAUCUUGACCGGCCGUUUCUCGUGAAAUAGCCUGUAAUAAAAAUGUCUGCAAUCGCAGAAUUUAACAUGUGACUGUUUGUGAGGAUGUUUUAUAAUGAAUGUCAUCAUCACUUUGAUCACAAAUGUUUAAAUUAAAACUGGAUAUAUUUUUCAUCUUUGUAUAGAUUUGAUGUCAUGUUGGGAUCAUGUGGAUUUGUAGUUUGCAUAUGUUUGUAGAAUGUGAAAAGCUGUAUAAGAGCAUUUGUUUUCUCUAGUCUUUUGUCAACGGUACUGACAUGUAUAAAAUUAUAACCACUACUUGUACGCCACAGGUUUCUUACACUAAUGUUUAAUGAAUAAAGAUGUAAUAAAGUAUUGGCUAUAGAUACAUUCA